Carya illinoinensis is the source of this 5162-nucleotide messenger RNA. RefSeq names its product RNA polymerase II C-terminal domain phosphatase-like 3. The coding region runs from base 342 to 4241 and encodes 1299 amino acids. NCBI's taxonomy places the organism in Eukaryota, Viridiplantae, Streptophyta, Magnoliopsida, Fagales, Juglandaceae. The record is from RefSeq and is a predicted model, not a curated record. Gene Ontology annotation, molecular function: RNA polymerase II CTD heptapeptide repeat phosphatase activity. Gene Ontology annotation, cellular component: nucleus. The transcript has 12 exons.
CGCACUCAUCUUCCUCUCUCCAUCCCUCUUUCGUAUGUUGCAUGUUAAUAUAGGACCUUCGUCUUGUAUUUUCUCGCGUCGCAGGAAAUAGUCUUCAGAUUUCGUCAUUUCACCGUCUCAAGCUUCUCAAAUCACAUCUUACAUCAGGAUCUCUCACCAAUUUUGAAUCUUUCUUUUAAACUCGAUUAUAAUUUUAUUGUUUAAAUUAGAUCUUUGAGAUAUUGAACAAAAAACCCUAACGUAAUUUUGUGCAACUUGUAAGAUCCGGUGAAGAUCAGAUCCCUGAAGUAUCGGUUUUGAAUUCGAUGGUUUUUGUAGAAUUUUUAAAAAGAUUUUAAUAUAUGGUCGUUGCUGGAUCGAAUUGUUUUGACUGGAUUAAUUGUGAGGGGAUUGAAGAAACCCUAGGUGAGAUGGGGAAGGAGGUCGAAGAUGUGGAAGAAGGUGAGAUUUCUGACACAGCUUCGGUGGAGGAGAUCACAGAGGAAGAUUUCAAAAAGCAGGAGAGUGCUACUGCAACAAAUACUGUCUCGUCGAAACCAAAAGCCGGGACUGGGGCUUGGGCGAUACAGAAGCUGUGUCAGUACCAGGUUUCUUGCGGUUAUGCUUCGAGCUUGUAUAAUCUAGCGUGGGCACAGGCCGUGCAGAAUAAACCUCUGAAUGAGAUUUUCGUGAUGGAGGCGGAGGUUGACCCCGCCGAGAAAUCGAAACAAUCCUCUGCUCUUUUAAAUUCCAACUCAAAGGGAAUUGAUGAAAUGGUGAUUGACGAUGACAAUGGGGACGACAUGGAUGUGAAGGUUGUCGAUGUGGAUAAGGAGGAAGGGGAAUUGGAGGAGGGUGAGAUUGAUUUGGAUUCGGAGCCGGUAGAUAAGGGGGCCGAGACUGACGUAGUUAAAGACGAAGCGUUUAUGUGUAAUGAGACUGUAAACGUUGAGAAUUCAGAGAUUGUUUCGGACAGGCGAGUGACUUCGAUUUUGGAAGCUCUGGAGAGUGUGACAGUGAUGGAGGCAGAGAAAUCAUUUGGAGAAGUUUGCUCCCGAAUGCACAAAACUUUGGAGAGCUUGAAGAAAGUGUUUUCUGAAAAUCAUCUUCCCCUCAAGGAUGCUCUUCUUCAAUUGUCGUUCACUGCGAUUCAAGCAGUCAAUUCUGUUUUCUGCUCCAUGAACAAUGAUCAAAAGGAACAGAAUAAAGACAAUUGGUUGAGGUUAAUUUCUUAUGUCAAGAACUUUAAUCCCCCUCUUUUUUCCUCUGAGCAGAUGAAAGAGAUCGAGGUCAUAAAGCCCUUUGUGGAUUCUGUGGAUCUAUUGCUGAGUUCUACAGAUAGUGUUAAACAUGAUGAAAUAAUAGCAAUUGAUGGGGCUAAUAAUAAGGAUUCUGAUGCUUCAGCCAAAAGUGAUGCUUUUGAAUUGACUUCUUCUAAUAAGUUAUCUUCAGAUUCUGUGGCUGCUGGAUCCUUGGUUCAUAGUAACCUAAAUAUUCGAUCUGAAGUUUUGAGACCAGGUAUUUCUAGCUUUAAGAGUAGAGGAGCUUUACUCCCGUUGUUAGACCUUCACAAGGAUCACGAUGCAGACAGUCUCCCAUCGCCCACACGAGAAGCGCCAUCGUGCUUCCCUGUGCACAAAGUAAUGACUGUUGGAGAAGGUAUGGCUAACCCAUUGUUGCCCACAGCUAAGGUGGCGCAUGACACUGAAGAUCCUAAAUUGCAUAUUUAUGAAACUGAUGCUCUCAAAGCUUUUUCUACUUAUCAACAAAAAUUUGGGCGAAAUUCCUUCUUUACAAGUGAUAGACUUCCCAGCCCAACCCCUUCAGGAGAAUGUGAUGAUGGGGAUGGUGACACUGGUGGGGAGGUUUCCAGUUUUUCCAGUAGCAGUAAUUUAAGAAAUGUUAAUCCACCCAUUCUUGGACAACCUGUUACUCCCUCCAUGAACAGUUCCAGCAUGCAAGGACUGAUCACUACUAAGAACGCUACAACUACAUCCUCUGGCUCUAAUAUCGUAUCGAAAGCUUUGGCAAAGAGCAGAGACCCAAGGCUUCGGUUAGCCAAUUAUGAUGUGAGUGCUUUAGAUCUUAACCAACGCCCCUUAUCUUUGGUGCACAACACACCCAAAGUGGAGCCUUUUGGAACAAUUAGCUCAAGAAAGCAAAAAACUGUUGAGGAGCCUACUUUGGAAGGUCAUGCAUUGAAAAGGCAAAGGAAUGGCUUGGAAAAUUCUGGAGUUGUUAAGGAUGUGAAAAAUGUGUCUGUUAGUGGUGGCUGGUUGGAUGACACCGGUACAGUUGGACCUCAGUUAAUGAACAGAAACCAUGUUGUGGAGAAAGCAGAAGCUGAUCCCAGAAAAAUAGCUGAGGUUGUAAGUUGUUCAACCUCUAGUUGUGCCAAUGCCAAUGAAACAAUUAGUGGAAAUGACAACGUGUUGGGGACAGGUACCAGCACCACAGCUUCUUUGCCUGCUUUAUUGAAAGAUAUUGCUGUGAAUCCAACCAUGCUGCUAAAUAUACUUAAGAUGGGGGGACAACAGAGAUUAGCAGUAGAUGCCUUGCAAAACUCUGCUGAUCCUGCAAAAAUUACGACACUACCUGCAUGCUCAACCUCAAUACUGGGAGCAGCUCCCUUUGUGAAUGUUGCUCCAUCAAAGGCCUCAGGGCUUUUGCAGAAACCAACAGGAACACUACAGGUCCCUUCACUGGUAGAUCCUAUGUGCCUGCAGGAAGAGACAGGUAAAAUUCGCAUGAAACCCCGUGACCCUCGCCGUAUCCUCCAUGGCAAUUCACUUCACAAGCAUCCAAGCUCGGGACAUGAGCAUAUCAAAAUUAUUGUGCCUCCUACAUCAAGCACCCAGGGAAGUAAGGACAAUCUGAAUGCCCAAAAGCAAGAGGGUGAGGCAGAUGCAAAGUCAGUGCAUUCACAAUUGGUUGCACCACCUGACAUUGCUCGGCAGUUCACAAAGAAUCUGAAAAAUAUUGCUGAUAUUAUUUCUGUUUCUCAAGCAUCAACAACUCCAAUAAUUUCUCAGAAUAUGUCUUCUGAAACAGUACAAGUUAAGUCAGACAAAGCAGAUGUGAAAGUUGUAGCUUCAAAUUCUGAGGACCAGCGGUCUUCGACAAGUACAGCACUUGAAGUAGGUGCAGCAAUUGCUUCUCGAUCAGAAAACGUGUGGGGGGAUGUUGAGCAUUUAUUUGAAGGAUAUGAUGACCAGCAAAAAGCUGCCAUUCAGAGAGAGAGGGCAAGGAGGAUAGAAGAACAGAAGAAAAUGUUUGCUGCACACAAGCUCUGCCUUGUCUUAGAUCUGGAUCACACACUUCUCAAUUCAGCAAAGUUUGUGGAAGUAGAUCCUGUUCAUGAUGAGAUAUUGAGAAAAAAAGAGGAACAAGAUCGUGAAAAACCGCAGAGGCACCUCUUCCGCUUUCCGCACAUGGGAAUGUGGACCAAACUACGACCUGGUAUUUGGACUUUUUUGGAGAAGGCUAGCAAGCUUUUUGAGCUGCAUCUGUACACCAUGGGGAACAAGCUGUAUGCUACGGAGAUGGCAAAAGUGCUUGAUCCAAAAGGGGUUCUGUUUGCUGGACGAGUUAUCUCUAGGGGUGAUGAUGGGGAUCCUAUUGAUGGUGACGAGAGGGUUCCAAAGAGUAAGGAUCUGGAAGGGGUUCUGGGUAUGGAAUCAGCUGUUGUAAUUAUAGAUGAUUCUGUGAGGGUUUGGCCGCAUAACAAACUGAACUUGAUAGUUGUAGAAAGGUAUACGUACUUUCCCUGUAGUAGACGCCAAUUUGGGCUUCCAGGUCCUUCUCUGCUUGAGAUUGACCAUGAUGAGAGAUCAGAAGAUGGAACUUUGGCAUCCUCUUUGGGGGUUAUUGAGAGAAUACAUCAAAACUUUUUCUCCCACCAUUCCUUAGAUGAAGUUGAUGUAAGAAAUAUACUAGCUGCAGAACAGCGGAAGAUUUUGGCUGGCUGUCGUAUUGUAUUUAGCAGGGUGUUUCCAGUUGGCGAAGCCAAUCCUCACCUACAUCCAUUGUGGCAGACAGCUGAACAGUUUGGUGCUGUAUGCACCAAUCAAAUAGAUGAACAGGUUACACAUGUAGUUGCCAAUUCUCUUGGUACCGAUAAGGUGAAUUGGGCUCUUUCUACAGGAAGAUUUGUUGUAUAUCCAGGCUGGGUCGAAGCAUCAGCGUUGCUUUACCGGAGGGCAAAUGAACGAGAUUUUGCCAUUAAACCACAAACAAUCUCCUCCACAUCCCCCGUUGGUUAACUAAAACCUAACAAACAUAAAAUCAAAAGGUGGGAUACCAGGAGAUGGAUAGCGAGCUAAUGCUAGGUAGAAUCAGGCUAGCCAUGAGAAUGUUGGCAUAUUUUUCAGUUCAUGCUAUCCAUCCCUUACAGCUGGCAGCCGCACUUUCCCUUUCAAAGCUUGCCAAAUUGGCUAGUCUCGAACUUUUUCUUUAUUGGGUGGGUUACUAAAUUUAGGGGAAGGGAGUAUCUAUGUGGUCGUUGACCAAGAUGGAUUUGGUUUAGCUGCGACUAAAAUCCCCACUGCGUCAAGAUUUUGGAUCGGAUUGCUUGAGGCCUUGACAAAUGCUGUGAAUCAAUGCAUCGGCCUCUGGGGAACACAGCUGAUUAUUGUUGAGGUUGGGAGAUUCAAAAAAGUAAUACUAAAGGUUAAAAGGUUAAAAACGGUAUGAAAGAUAUACUGACCCCACUGGAGCUUCUUUGAAAUACUUAAUUGUGUGAAAUUUAUGAUACAUAUUGAAACACGGAGACAUUGAGAGGGACACAGAGAGGGGGGGAGAGACCUGAAUGGCAGGGCGAGGACAAAUGGGAUUACUCAUAAUCUCCUUUUGUACAGACAUUUUCGUUGGCUCGUCCUGGUGUGGAGUGCGGAGAGAUUGGUUUGAUAUUUGCAAUACCUGGUUCAUGGAUUCUCUGAUAAAUCUAACGGACUUGGGCGGUUCCCGUUUCCUUACUACACGAUUCGAAGGUAAGUUUAGGCAUCCAACGGAAACAACUAGGCUUGCCGUGAAGAAUACCUCACUGAACAAAUUGAAACGUAUAUAUCUAUCUGUUUUUCUUGUCUCUCUCGUAGGCGGGCCUUUUUUCGUCAUUUUAUUUUAAUUAUGUAUUUUAAUGGUUCAGGGCAUUCCACCCAAUACAAUAAAAUGCGGAGUUUUGGGAA